GUUACACAGGUACUUUUUCUUCCAAGAUGGCGGCCAUAACACAAGGAGGAAAAAUGUGGAGAUCUUUGACUCUUAGUAGCCACAGAAACGCCUUAAAUAGUUUGGCAGCCAGAUGCAGCAGUACUGUAGCACAGAAAAGGAAGGCAUCUUCUGCAAAAGCUACAGCGAAAACAACAGGCAGAAAUGUGGUCCUUGUUGAUGGAGUCAGGACACCAUUCUUAAUGGCUGGAACAAACUAUGCCAACCUUAUGCCUCAUGAUCUUCAAAGGGGAGCAUUGGAAGGUUUGCUUAAAAAGACUGGUGUUAGUACAGGCUGAAUUCUCAACUAAUGAAACUAUGGGACACAGUGCUGACAGACUUGCGUCGGCUUUUCAUGUGUCCAGAGUAGAACAAGAUGAUUAUGCAUUGAGAUCGCACACCCUGGCUCAUCAAGCAASCGAGGCAGGCAAGUUGACAGAUGUGCUUGCAUACCAAGUCCCAGGCACAACUAAUGUCUUAACAGGUGAUAAUGGUAUCCGAGUGUCAACCAAACAGCAGAUGGCUAAACUUAAACCUGCAUUUGUCAAGCCAUAUGGAACCAUCACAGCAGCCAACUCGUCCUUCUUGACUGAUGGAGCAUCAGCRUGUAUAAUAAUGAGUGAAGACAAAGCUCUCAGUAUGGGACUAAAGCCAAAGGCUUACUUAAGGGAAUUUGUAUAUGUGUCACAAGACCCUAAGGACCAGCUACUCCUGGGACCAGCUUAUGCGACCCCUAAAGCUCUAGAAAAGGCUGGAUUGAAAAUGAGUGACAUUGACAUAUUUGAAUACCAUGAAGCUUUUGCUGGACAAAUUCUGGCAAACAUGAAGGCCAUGGAUUCAGAUUGGUUUGCACAGAAUUACAUGGGAAGUGUUGUCGUCCAUCUUACUGAUUGUUUAAUGGUGUACCAGCCUAAUCUCAAGAUGUUUCCUAAUAAGAGCUUAUCUGUAUCAUUGUUGUACGGUUAAAUUUAAURUUCUCUAAGAGAGGAGCGAAAAUGUUCAAGGUUUCGAAAGCGGUUCUAAGCAUAUGUUUUSGUAUUCCUACAGUAACAAUAUUAUUCUGUAUUGUUUGAUGCGAUGGGAUAAUAAAAUUGAAGACGCAAAAAUA
This is a messenger RNA of Actinia tenebrosa (Australian red waratah sea anemone), 1126 nucleotides long. RefSeq names its product trifunctional enzyme subunit beta, mitochondrial. The record is from RefSeq and is a predicted model, not a curated record. Gene Ontology annotation, molecular function: acyltransferase activity, transferring groups other than amino-acyl groups. Lineage: Eukaryota; Metazoa; Cnidaria; Anthozoa; Actiniaria; Actiniidae. Gene Ontology annotation, cellular component: mitochondrion. Gene Ontology annotation, biological process: fatty acid beta-oxidation.